Messenger RNA from Ceratotherium simum simum (southern white rhinoceros), 2858 nucleotides. NCBI's taxonomy places the organism in Eukaryota, Metazoa, Chordata, Mammalia, Perissodactyla, Rhinocerotidae. The record is from RefSeq and is a predicted model, not a curated record.
UGCCUGGGUCCCCAGUUCCUACCAGUAAGUCCCUAGGCCUCUGUCUCUCUCUCUUGCUCUACUAGCCUCGCCACCAUUCAUGCUGCCCCAAGAGCCUUUAACAACUCCAGAAGAGAUUCCAGACAGGAGAAGCUGAAAGGAUUUCCUUUCACCCCUACUUUUUUCCGGGGCCUUCUACACCACCUGCCAAGGCCAGCAGAACUGCCCUUGUAAGUGGAGGUCCAGGCACCGGAAGUACUACUACCAAGCCACCUUUGUGGCCAUCCUUAAGGAAAAAAGAAAGAUGGCCAAGGAGAGGGGCCUAAUAAGCCCCAAUGAUUUUGCCCAGCUGCAGAAAUACAUGGAAUACUCCACCCAAAAGGUCAGUGAUGUCCUAAAGCUCUUCGAGGAUGGUGAAAUGGCUGAAUAUGUCCAAGGAGAUGCCAUUGGGUACGAGGGAUUCCAGCAAUUCCUGAAAAUCUAUCUAGAAGCAGAUAAUGUUCCCAGUCACCUAAGCCUGGCACUGUUUCAGUCCUUCCAGACUGACUACUACUUAGAAGAGACCGUGAAAAAAGAUCUGGUAUGUCUCAGUGAUGUCUCCUGCUACUUUUCCCUUCUGGAGGGUGGCCGGCCAGAAGACAAGCUAGAAUUCACCUUCAAGCUGUACGACACGGACAGAAAUGGGAUCCUGGACAGCUCAGUGAGUUGGGGGACCUGUAUGCUGGGCAAGGGAGUCUGUGUCCAUUUGUCUGUGCCCUCCUGUCCCAACUCUCCAGGAUCUUAAAAAGCAGAGGAAGCUAGAGGGAGAAAUUGAGUCCUCUAGGACUAAAUUUGGGAGUAGGUUCUAAGUUCUUGACCCGUAAAAGAGGAGGCUGGAGACAUGCAUUGGGGGCUGCCUUGCAAACAUAUGAACACACAUAGACACUUGUUUACUUGGCAGAGGCACCUGAGAAUGAGAGGAAGUGGACAAAAUCAUCAUACAGAUGAUGCGAGUGGCUGAAUACCUGGAUUGGGAUGUGUCUGAGCUGAGGCCGAUUCUUCAGGAGAUGAUGAAAGAGAUUGACUAUGAUGGCAGCGGCUCUGUCUCCCUAGCUGAGUGGCUCCGGGCUGGGGCCACCACUGUGCCACUGCUAGUGCUGCUGGGUCUGGAGAUGACCCUGAAGGACAAUGGGCAGCACAUGUGGAGACCCAAGAGGUUCCCCCGACCAGUCUACUGCAACCUGUGCGAGUCGAGCAUUGGUCUUGGCAAACAGGGGCUGAGCUGUAACCUCUGUAAGUACAUCGUUCACGACCAUUGUGCCAUGAAGGCCCUGCCUUGUGAAGUCAGCACCUAUGCCAAGUCUCGGAAGGACAUUGGUGUCCAAUCACAUGUGUGGGUUCGAGGAGGCUGUGAGUCCGGGCGAUGCGACCGCUGUCAGAAAAAGAUCCGGAUCUACCACAGCCUAGUCGGGCUGCAUUGUGUGUGGUGCCACCUAGAGAUCCAUGAUGACUGCCUGCAAGCCGUGGGCCCUGAGUGUGACUGUGGGCUGCUCCGUGAUCACAUCCUGCCUCCAUCUUCCAUCUACCCCAGCGUCCUGGCCUCUGGACAAGAGCGUAAAACUAGCAAAACAAGCCAGAAGACUGUGGAUGAUUUAAGUUUGAGCACCUUUGAGGCUCUGCGGAUUGACCCUGUUUCUAACACCCACCCGCUUCUCGUCUUCGUCAACCCUAAGAGUGGCGGGAAGCAGGGGGAGAGGGUGCUUUGGAAAUUCCAAUAUCUGCUAAACCCUCGACAGGUGUUCAACCUCCUAAAGGAUGGUCCUGAGCCAGGGCUCAGAUUCUUCAGAGAGGUUCCUGAUUGCCGGGUUUUGGUGUGUGGCGGAGAUGGCACAGUAGGCUGGAUUCUAGAGACCAUUGACAAAGCCAACUUGCCUGUUGUGCCUCCUGUCGCUGUGUUGCCCCUGGGCACUGGAAAUGAUCUGGCUCGUUGCCUAAGAUGGGGAGGAGGGUAUGAGGGACAGAAUUUGGGGAAGAUCCUCAAGGAUUUAGAGAUGAGUAAGGUGGUACAUAUGGAUCGAUGGUCUGUGGAAGUGAUACCCCAACAAACUGAAGAAAAGAGUGACCCAGUCCCCUUUCAAAUCAUCAACAACUACUUCUCCAUCGGUGUGGAUGCCUCUAUUGCUCACCGAUUCCAUGUCAUGCGAGAGAAAUAUCCUGAGAAGUUCAACAGCAGAAUGAAGAACAAGCUAUGGUACUUUGAAUUCGCCACUUCUGAAUCCAUCUUCUCAACGUGCAAAAAGCUGGAGGAGUCUUUGACAGUUGAGAUCUGUGGGAAACCGCUGGAUUUGAGCAACCUGUCCCUAGAAGGCAUCGCAGUGCUGAACAUCCCUAGCACGCAUGGCGGCUCCAACCUCUGGGGGGAUACCAAGAGACCUCACGGGGAUAUCCAUGGGAUCAACCAGGCCUUAGGCGCUGCAGCUAAAGUCAUCACCGACCCUGAUAUCCUGAAAACCUGUGUACCAGACCUAAGUGACAAGCGGCUGGAAGUAGUAGGGCUGGAGGGUGCCAUUGAGAUGGGCCAGAUCUAUACAAAGCUCAAGAAUGCUGGACAUCGGCUGGCCAAGUGCUCUGAGAUCACCUUCCACACCACCAAAACCCUCCCCAUGCAAAUUGAUGGAGAACCCUGGAUGCAGACGCCCUGUACAAUCAAGAUCACCCACAGGAACCAGAUGCCCAUGCUCAUGGGCCCACCCCCCCGCUCCUCCAAUUUCUUUGGCUUCUUGUGCUGAGGGGGACACCUCAGCCUCCAAGCCAGCCUUGAACCCACCUCCUCGUCUCUGGACUCUAUUUCCUAGGCUCUGUACAUUGCUGCCACAUCCUCCUGCCAGCUCAGGGGGGUG